Dryobates pubescens (Downy woodpecker) is the source of this 1660-nucleotide messenger RNA. It is a transcript of the gene IKBKG, whose product is annotated as inhibitor of nuclear factor kappa B kinase regulatory subunit gamma. The record is from RefSeq and is a predicted model, not a curated record. Gene Ontology annotation, molecular function: K63-linked polyubiquitin modification-dependent protein binding. The transcript is spliced from 12 exons. Gene Ontology annotation, biological process: regulation of canonical NF-kappaB signal transduction. Lineage: Eukaryota; Metazoa; Chordata; Aves; Piciformes; Picidae. Gene Ontology annotation, cellular component: cytoplasm; nucleus.
AAGGCGGAAGUAGAAGCGCAAGGGGAAGGCGGAGGAGGCCGCGGAGGCUCCUUGGGGCUCUCGGGUUAGGCCCCGGUGAGGUUUUUCUGUUUCGGCCCUGGGUUAGGCCUCGGUUCAGCACCCGGUCCAGGCCCCGCCGCGUCUCCCGGCAGCGGCCCCGCGGUCGAUGAGCGGCGGGAGGUGGCGGAAGCCGCCGGCAGAGAUGGUGCAGCCCGGGGGAAGCGGCCCGGAGGGGACCGGCGGAGGCGGAGGAGCGGGAACGGGAGCGGCGGAGGCCGGGGAUGAGGCGGCGGCGGCAGUCGUGGCGGCGGACGGAGGAGUCCCUGUGGAGGUGACGAGCGCCGAGGUGCUGCAGAGGCUGCUGGUGGAGAACAGGGAGCUGAAGGCCGCCCUGCGCCGCAGCAGUGAGGGCCUGCGGGGACGCUGCGAGGAGCUGCGGCGGCUGCGUGCGGCGGCCCGGGCGGAGCGAGAGCUGCUGCGGGGCUGUGCCGGCCAGGCCAGGGCCCUGGUGGGGAGGCUGCGAGCGGAGCGCGACCAGGAGAGGGCCGGCAGGGACGGCUCCGGGGCCACCUCCACUGCUACCACGCCCUCUGCUGACCCCCAGGAGGAGGAGGCUCCUCAGGACCUCCAGGAUGUCACCAAGCCACCCCCAUUUCCCCCUGACUCCAGCUCCACGGAGCAGCUGCAGCAGAGGCUGGCGGUGGCUGAAGCUGAGCUGGUGGCAGCUCGAGGGGCAGUGGCAGAGGCCGAGGCAAGAGCAGAGCAGCAGCUGCAGGCCCUGAGACGCCAGCUGGAGCAGGACAAGGCCGCGGUCAAGGCCCAGGUGACCUCCCUGCUGGGGGAGCUGCGCGAGAGCCAGGCCAGGCUGGAGAGCAGCCGCAGGCAGCGCCAGGAGCUGGAGCAGAGGUGCCAGGAGGUGGCCGCGGGCCAGGCCCUGCAGCUGGAUCAGCUCCGUCUGCAGGUGCAGAACCUGGAGACAGCCCUGAGGGUGGAGCGCCAGGGAGCCACCGAGGAGAAGAGGAAGUUGGUGCAGCUGCAGGUCGCCUACCACCACCUCUUCCAGGAGUACGAUGCCCACAUCAAGGCCACCACGGCGGAGGGGGACAAGCAGGGACAGGGCCCCUGGGAGGAGCUGGCGGCGGCCCAGGCGCGGCUGCAGGCGGCGGAGGAGGCGCUGGUGGCCAAGCAGGACCUGAUCGACCGCCUGAAGGCCGAGGCCGAGCGGCAGCGAGCGGCGCUCGACACCAUCCCUGUGCUGCAGGCGCAGGCUGACAUCUUCAAGGCUGACUUCGAGGCGGAGCGAGCAGCCCGGGAGCAGCUCCACGCCCAGCGAGAGGCACUGCAGGAGGCCCUGGAGCAGCUGCGCCUGCGGCUGGGCACCGACGGCAGCCCCAGGUCCCGCAUGGAGGAGCUGCGGCAGCGCCACUCCGACCUGCGCCCCGCGGUGCCCCUGCCAGGGGGUGAGUGGAGACCUCCAUAGCCCCCUCCCCAAAUGACUUAGGGGGGUGUGUGUUUUGGGGGGCUCCGGGCAGCCCCCCCCGAGGAGCCAGAGCUGAGCUGCCCCAAGUGCCAGUACAGGGCCCCAGACAUGGACACGCUGCAGAUCCACGUCAUGGAGUGCAUCAAGUGAGGGGGUGGGGGGAGGAGGAGACCCCCACCC